CACAAAACAACAUAAGCAAUCAAAGCAUAAACUGUCUAGCUAGUUGCCGCUACCAAAAGAUAUGAAGAUCCAAUGUGAUGUUUGUGAGAAAGCUGAGGCUUCCAUGUUUUGUCCUUCAGAUGAAGCUGCUCUUUGCCAUGGAUGUGAUUUUACUAUCCACCAUGCUAACAAACUUGCAACCAAACAUUCUCGUUUCCCUCUUGUUCAUCUCAACUCCAAAGACUACCCUCUUUGUGAUAUCUGUCAAGAGAGGCGUGGAUAUCUAUUUUGCCAAGAAGAUAGAGCGAUUCUAUGUAGAGAAUGUGACGUUCCAAUCCAUAGAGCAAAUGAACAUACACAGAAACACAACAGGUUUCUUCUAUCUGGUGUGAAGCUUUCAAACAAUUCUUUGGACACAGAUUCAUCAUCCACCGCCAGUAUUGGUUCUCGAUAUUCGAAACCAAACAUAAAACCAAGAUCAGUUUCAAAUGAAAAUGCUAGUUCUUCUUGCAAUGUUGAAGACAACAUGGCUAGUGACACUGGUUCAGUUUCAACAAGCAGCAUUUCUGAGUACUUGAUUGAAACAAUACCUGGUUACUGUUUUGAAGAUUUUCUUGAUGCUUCAUUUCCACCAAAUGGUUUCUGUAAGAGUCAUUAUUCAACAUUUCAGUACCAAGAUCUUCAUGUUAACAAGUUUAUGAAUGGAGUUAAAGAAAACCAGCAAGUUUAUGGAUGUGCAGUACCAGGAACUGGUGCUACAUUAUUAAAAAAAUCUAGAAACUGUUUGUAAAAAUCUGUUGGAAAAUAUUCCUCUUUAUUUUGCUUUCUGCAUUUUCUUAUUAUUCAUUUUUUGUUUACUUUCUCUUUUCUGUUUUUUUUUCCACUGUGUUUUUGAAAUUCUCAUCAACUGUU
This is a messenger RNA of Vicia villosa (hairy vetch), 891 nucleotides long. RefSeq names its product B-box zinc finger protein 20-like. The record is from RefSeq and is a predicted model, not a curated record. Gene Ontology annotation, molecular function: zinc ion binding. Gene Ontology annotation, cellular component: nucleus. Bases 62 to 769 code for a protein of 235 amino acids. NCBI's taxonomy places the organism in Eukaryota, Viridiplantae, Streptophyta, Magnoliopsida, Fabales, Fabaceae. Gene Ontology annotation, biological process: regulation of DNA-templated transcription; photomorphogenesis. The transcript has 3 exons.